Messenger RNA from Gossypium raimondii (Peruvian cotton), 2413 nucleotides. Its product is annotated as alpha-crystallin domain-containing protein 22.3. The transcript is spliced from 3 exons. The coding region runs from base 1640 to 2275 and encodes 211 amino acids. NCBI's taxonomy places the organism in Eukaryota, Viridiplantae, Streptophyta, Magnoliopsida, Malvales, Malvaceae. The record is from RefSeq and is a predicted model, not a curated record. Gene Ontology annotation, cellular component: nucleus.
UCUGUUAAAGCAUAUGACAGAGCUUUGGAUUCCUUAAAGAGUUAAUUGAAGAUCUAUAACCAAUAAAGUAGGCAAUACUACACUUUUGAAUCACAGUUAUAAUCAAUAAACUUUGUAUAAUUAUGUGGUAGAUUUGAUUUAUUGAAUAAAACCUCAAAGUAAAUGAAAAAUGAAAAGAUUGCAUAGAAGAAUUUGCCCAGAAGUAUAUUUAUCUCUAUAAAGCAUAAGCAAUGUAGGGCAAAUCAAAAGAAGGGCAUGUAGUCCUAAAAGUAUAUCCAAAACUAAGGGAAAAAAACCUAAUAUUGCUGCAUGACAUGAACUAGGAUAAAUACAGGAGUGAAGGGAGUGAGAGGGGCGGGGCAGGGCCUCGACCUCCUUUCCCCUUGAGAUUGCUUUUAUUGUUUUUUUAUUUUCAUAAUUCUUUGCCCUCUAUAUGAAAUUCUUGGCUUCACCUAUCCAAAUCUAAUACAAGUAUGUAGAACUUCUUGUAAGCAACUCUAUCCAUUAUGCUAAUAUGGAUCUAAUGCAUCCAUGAAGUGUCUGAAUUUUUUUUUAGUUAAAAUGAAGAGACUUCGUGUAAUAUAGUUUGUGUGAGAUCUGAAAGGUAGGUUGAAGGACUUUCUAAAUAAGAAGUUUUACUUUUUAAAAUAAAAUUUGAUAUUGCAAAUCAUUACUUAAUCUGAAGGAUUCCUACAAAAUAAUAUUUCUCUUAAAUUUAUACAAGGUUUUUGUCCGGGUUUGCCUCUCUCUCUGAAAUAGGUAGAGACACCUGUGAAGUAAGAUGUAUGUACAUGGAUUACAAUGCAUAAGUGCAUCUAUGGUUUAAUUUAUGUUUGAAUUAACAUCAAUAAAUUGAUAUAUCUAAGUCCGAUACAAUCUAACCUUAAUCACUCUUCACCAUGUUGUCUAAAGAAAACUUCAUAUGCUAGUGCUUUGUGUAUUACUUAUCUUUCCUUCACCAUUCUCCCAACUAAACAUCAAAUGCAUAAUAGAGAGUGUCUUAGAAUGAUGGAUGUGAAUCAUUGAUUGUGUGGUUGAAGAGCUCUUUUAUUUAUGGUAGCAUAAGUAGGCUUCUAUUAGGAAAGCUAUGCUAUGCCUGUGUUAACUAUUUGAAGAGUUCCUUGAAAAUUAUAAAUGGCGUGCAUGCCGUGCACUUGUUGUCCAUUUGAAGAGCCAAUUGAAAAUUAGGGAAUCACAUGCAUGUUAUGCACGUGUUUUCCAUUUGCGAAAGCCAAAUAUGGCUGCACUUUGUGUGAAUGUGUAAUGUUACACGAGUUAGUAGAUGCUUCCUGAUUUAAAACUUACAAAUUCAACUAACUUCAUUCAUUCUUUUAUGUGUGCGUUACACGCGCGUAACGCACAUAUCUUCCUGGUUUUGAUAAGAGCAACUAAACAGCUGUAUUACUUGGAAGUUUAUAUAUGCUAUUAAAUAGGGAAUCUGAGAAAUUUGCUGUAAAAGGAAAAAAAUCCAAGGUAAUGAAGGACUUAUUAAUAUUUCUAAGGGGAAUAAUAAAUGAGUGCAUUUGGAAAGUGGUCUUGCUUUAAGGCAGUGACAUUAUAUAAGCUGCAGUUGUAAGGUUCAGCCAUAACCUACACUAAGUUUAAGAAGCAUCCUUUAAGAAAACAUACUUUCCUGCCAAUGAGUUCUCAGGGUGUGAGCAGUGGUGAAGGAGGAAAUGAUUUUUUUGAAAACUUGACAACCCUUGAUCUCAACAAUGAGUUUCCAAGGUCUGAAAGGACAACAGGUGAAACUUAUGUGCCUGAUCCCAUGGGUCCAACUAAUCCAGGUGAUAUGCUUUCUUCACCAACCGAAGAGAAUGCAGAGGCCGUGGAAAAAAACAGUCCAGCUAUGAUAUUUUUGCCUUCACAAUCAACCAGGGAAGUGUUGAAUGAAAUGAUAGAUGCUACCAACAAUGGAGUUGCACUAACUGGUGCUGCAGCCACUGGAUCAAUGGGACCACUUAUUGGAAAAGUGGAAAUUGGUGAAUUGAAGGAUUCAUACUAUUUCCGUGUUUCCCUUCCUGGGGUAUCCAUGGAUAAAAGAGAAUUCAAUUGUGUGAUUAGAGCAGAUGGUAAGGUUACAAUACAGGGUAUACUGACUACGGGGGAGCAGAUAGUAUCCAACGAAUCUGGAGUCUUUCGUAUGCUGACACAAAAUCUAGGCCCACCGGGACCCUUCACCGUCUCAUUCCGGCUACCUGGUCCGGUCAAUAACCAAGAAGUGAAGAGUCAUUUGGCUUGCGGAUUUCUUGAAGCCAUUGUGAAGAAGAUGUAAUUGGGAAAUGUUAGAAAACCAGUGACUGCCCUUUAUUUUCUUUUCAUUUCUUUCCCUUGCAUCCAACUCAGUAGUAAUAUGUUAUAGGCUUUUAAGCAUUUCUAAAAUCAUAAAAUGAACUUGGUGUUUGAACUUUAA